Messenger RNA from Plectropomus leopardus (leopard coralgrouper), 1027 nucleotides. RefSeq lists its product as uncharacterized. NCBI's taxonomy places the organism in Eukaryota, Metazoa, Chordata, Actinopteri, Perciformes, Serranidae. The record is from RefSeq and is a predicted model, not a curated record.
ACCUUUAGCACAAGUAAUGAUAAGUUUACGUCACUGGCUGUGGUCUUUGUAAGUUCUGCUACUUUAAACAGGUCAGUGAGGCUGUAAAAUGUCUGUUGAAAGUCAACACUCUACUUAACCUGCACUACAUGGCUUGUACAUGACGGUGUAAAACCCGGGGGAAAAAAACUGCCAUGGUCAUUCAUUAUAUUGCACUUGAGAUUCCCAUCUUAUGUGUGGUUAUCGUCCUGUGGGUUUUUUGUUGCCAUUUCGCAAAGAAGCACAGUGAAGCAGAACUCUCGCCCCCACCAAGGCCGGCUUACAGUCCAUCUGUAUACGUCAUCCCCAUACAAGAAGAGGAGAGAGAGGAAGAGGAAGAUGAGGAAGUAAUGGCAGAAUAUGAAGCCUAUUUUCAACCUCGUUACAGCGACCCUCCCAUGUACUGCUCAGGAGAUGUCAGUCCGCCUCCUCCAUACAGGCUUGAACCACCAACGUAUCUAGAUCCCCCACCAUCUUACACAGACCCACCACCUUACUCAGAGCAACCCUGACCUUCCUCGUCUUCCUCCUCCACUUCAAACAUCCUCUAGCCUUAACAUACUAUACUUUUUUAUUACAGCACAGUAUCAGUAUUAUGGUAUCAUAUAAUUGUAAAGCUAUUUGCAUGGUAUAUUAAGAUUGUAAAUGUAUAGGGAAAAAUGACUGAUGAGUUUCAGGCCUGCUUUUACAGCUCCAAUCAUGGCCAAAAUUUGCAAUUUAAAUGUACUUUUAAAAAUGCACUUGUAUGUACAUCACAGCUGAUAUUUCUCAACAGGUCCCUUCUUGAAUGAGUUUUAGGACUAGCUUACAAUGAGUCAAAACAUUUUUUCUGGACAUUUUUCACAGGCUUUACAUCUUUUUACCUUAAUUUGAGCCUAUACAGGUUACAAUAAACUUUAGUGCAUAUAUGUGGUUCUAUGUUUCAUUUGGGACAUACAGCAGGGAUGCAUGAUAUUGGAGUCUUUGCCAAUAUCUGAUAUGCCAAUAUAUCACAACUCAUUUGGCCAAU